AUGGUUUUUGAGUCUAAAUCUGGCUUACAUAUCAAUAUGCUAAAAAUCAACAUUUAUCCAGUAAAUGAAGUCCCCAAUUUAGAAGAGUUAGCAGAUAUCCUUAGCUACAAUAUUGGUUCUCUCCCCACUACCUACUUGGGUCUACCAUUAGGUGCUAAAUUCAAAUCAAUUGAUAUAUGGAACAGUGUUAUUGAAAGAAUGGAGAAGAGGCUUGCAACAUGGCAAAUUCAAUAUCUGUCUUUAGGUGGCAGACUAACUUUAAUCAACAGUGUCCUUGAUAGCAUCCCCACCUAUAUUAUGUCUCUAUUUCCUAUGCCAAGAGUGACUCUUCCUAAAUCUCAGGGAGGCUUGUGGAUCAGAAAUUUGAAGCUUCAUAACAAAAGCUUACUAAUAAAAUGGCUAUGGAGGUUUAGCCAACCUGAGGCAGGUUACUGGAAGGACAUCAUUGUUGCCAAAUAUGAUGCCCAAAACCACUGGUACCCCAAAAGAAGCAGGGAACCACAUGGAGUUGGGGUCUGGAAACACAUCUGUAGCCUACUUGAUGAAUUUACUCAGAAGGUUUCCUUCAAAGCUGGCAAUGGACAUAAUGUCAAAUUUUGGAAAGACUUGUGGCUUGGGAACACUACAUUGAAAGCUUCCUUCCCAAAGCUUUUUCAGAUAGCUUGCUAG
Lycium barbarum (goji berry) is the source of this 669-nucleotide messenger RNA. RefSeq lists its product as uncharacterized. The coding region runs from base 1 to 669 and encodes 222 amino acids. The record is from RefSeq and is a predicted model, not a curated record. The transcript is spliced from 2 exons. Lineage: Eukaryota; Viridiplantae; Streptophyta; Magnoliopsida; Solanales; Solanaceae.